AUGUCGCGCAUUCCCGUGGAGGGCAAAGUGGACGAGUACGUGGUUCUAUACACCCCACAGGUGCGACAGAAGCAGAAAAAAUGGCACGACGGCUCCGCCAAGUUCCACCACUUCAACAACUUGCUGGUGCUCUAUGACGACUCAAAUCACAAGAUCGACAGCACGUUUCUGGGCCGUGGGAGGGUGCUGGAGAUAGGAGAAGAGCUCCAGAUUGACAACCAUCUCAUCAGUCUCGAGGAUCUGACAAAGACGACUACAAGGGACAUCUCAGGUAUUUAUACCCGCGAACAGAACACAGGUCUAGGCAGUAAUGCACCCCCCACUCCGCGAGUGUUACAACAGACAAUCUUGCCACAUGUGACCGAGACGACCAAACAGCUGUCCAAUGUGUCCAAGAGGCUCAAACUAAGUCUGGCAACUCCUGUGAAGACCACUACAAGGACCACAGGCACAUUAGGACCCACGAGACUUGUUCUUGAGCAGGUUAACGAGGUUCCAUUUAGGGCGCCUAGAACGGCAACUGAAGGCGCUGUAGCACAGGCAAGUCCUCCAUUUAGCCAGUCAACUACACAAACCCGCACACCUCUACAAACAACGGUUUCACACCUCCGAAACCAUAGCUCCCCCCACACGCCUACUCAAUGCUACACGUCUGAGGAUGACGGAAAAGUGGUUGAAACUACUCCCGUGCGAUCCCCAACCUCGUCGCCCAUCAGAGCGCGUAUCCAGGCUCAGCCAGCUGCCGCUCCUCUCGUCUCGGCAGCUCCCAACCCUCUGGCUCCGUUCAAAAGACCCUACCAGUCUUCUGCCAGAGACACCUUCCUUAACACCGAGCCCGCUCCUCCAAUUGAGUCCGUCAUGGUCCGCGCACGACGAGCAGGUAUGGCUCCUCCACCGAAUGAAGCGGAAUUGACAGUCAGAGAAGUUCUCACUUGUUCGGCCAUUGAUAUCCAGAGGAGAAGUCCGUCUUUGGAUGACUUGGACGACAACUUUCCAGAGCUCCAAGACUACUCGGAACUGAAUCCGGAGCCUAGCCAUGGCUGCACUUCUGUCAACGACUACCCUGACUUUGAUGAUAUCGAAGUCAAUGUCAAACCUGAACCCUUGUCACCCACGUUCCAAGUAAAAGACGAGCCUCUAUCCCCCGUCUUUGUUGUCCCUCGAACUCGCAAUUUCGAUGCGGAUAUUGACAUACUGUCCCAGCUGCACAUAACCAUCGACGACUCUGAUGGAUACGAAGGCAUGGACUCGUUUGCAAGAACCACAGAAGUUAUUGAUUUGGUUUCUGACGAGGAGGAGGAGUGGAACACGGAAGCUGGCCUUAUGUCUCCUUUCAAAGACAGACAUAUGAGAUCACCCGUCGUUUCUCAUUUCAAUGACAGAGACAUGAGUUCUCCUAUUUUAUCUCCUGUUUUAUCACCCAUUGCGUCUCGUCAUAGAUAUCAAGACAACGACAUCAUGAGUUCCCCUGUCCUAUCUCCAAUUCAGUCUUCCUCCUUAUAUCCGUCGGUUAGCUCUCCCAACGAUACUACUCGUGUUGAUAGUGAUAAACUGGACAGUGACAAGGUGGCAGAUGCUCAACACUUCAGUGCCUGGAGUGAUUUAGGAAACCUGGACAAUGAUGAGGAAGAUGGCAUCAGGAAGGUGGCACCUGUUGAAGAAGUGCAAACGCACACACUUCACGAUAGCGACAUCGAGAGCCCUACGAAGGUGCUUGACACACAGAGCCACACUACCACGAAAGCGACACAUUCCCAAAGCCCCACAAAAGAGAGUGCUACAAACAAAAGUCAUACCCAGGGCCAAGCAAAGAGGCACAAUGAUAGCCAGGCAACCACAGAUUACAAAUCCAUUGGCACUACAUCCAUGAUCAAGGAGGCCUCAGACGAGCCUCAGGCCCAACCCCCAUCCAAAUGUUCAAGUUUCUUGGACAAACCUUUCUCGGUCCCUUUUGCUAAACGAGGCUCGAUCAAUACAGCUUCAAGAGCCGCCUCACGAACAACUACUAGACAAACUUCCACUGCAUCCACGCCUUCUUCAAAGCUCACCAUCUCCGAGAACGGUCCCUGGACCAAAGAGACUCUCGAGUUGUUUGCAUGGAGAGGAUGA
Molecule: messenger RNA, 2109 nt
Organism: Yarrowia lipolytica CLIB122
Lineage: Eukaryota; Fungi; Ascomycota; Dipodascomycetes; Dipodascales
Biological process (GO): double-strand break repair
Cellular component (GO): site of double-strand break; nucleus
Source: RefSeq, a predicted model, not a curated record